GUCUUGGUAGCUUUGCUCAUCAUGCUCCACUCGCUGGGUUUCUUUGAUCAGUUUCCAGCGGGCAAGGCCAGGUCCAUUUCAGCUUUUGCUGCACGAUGCUUUUUCACGGGGAUACAGGCCCUCGAGAUCUUUGCUGGAGCUUCGGUGGUGACCCGAGUUCUGCGUUCCACCGGGUUGCGAACAGCGGCGCUCGACAUAGCCUACUGGCCGAGUUACAAGGUCAAAAAAGCACGCAAGGGGCAAAAAGCUCCCAGCUCCAACCUGGUUGACUUGAUGACACCCGCAGGGUUCAUUACCGCGGUGCUUGCGGUUCUAGGGUGCGAUGAAGCGCACAUUGUGGUUGUUGCCAUAGUGUGCAGCUCGUGGGUUUCAAUCAGCCGUGGCACAACGAAGCGCACAUGGCUGUCUCCGCUCGGUGACCCGUCAGUUGAAAGUGUACGAAUGGGCAAUGUCCUUGCUUCAAGGCCGGGCAUCAAAUUGCUUUUUGUAUGGCGCGCGCAGGAGUCGCAACUCAUGCAUGUGGCCUGA
Durusdinium trenchii is the source of this 528-nucleotide messenger RNA. The record is from the annotation of a GenBank genome assembly. Lineage: Eukaryota; Dinophyceae; Suessiales; Symbiodiniaceae.